This is a messenger RNA of Ostrinia furnacalis (Asian corn borer), 905 nucleotides long. It is a transcript of the gene Hyls1, whose product is annotated as Hyls1 centriolar and ciliogenesis associated. Bases 114 to 809 code for a protein of 231 amino acids. The record is from RefSeq and is a predicted model, not a curated record. The transcript has 4 exons. Gene Ontology annotation, cellular component: centriole; non-motile cilium. Gene Ontology annotation, biological process: cilium assembly. Lineage: Eukaryota; Metazoa; Arthropoda; Insecta; Lepidoptera; Crambidae.
UCAAGUCAAACAAAUGUCAAACGAUUGAAUUCAGUUACUUUCGUAAUUCGUUAGUUUUUUUAAGUUUUUUCAGAAAUCUGCAACCAAAUUAAUAAAUUGGACGAAAUUUCAAGAUGGAAAUUGAGUACUAUGAUGUUACUGCAGAGUUAAAUGCUAGAGAAAUAUUGCGGUACCUAAAUAACAUGGGAAUUCAAAACAUUAGUGGAGAGGUCCUCAAAUAUUUCAUAACUGAUCUAAAAAAACUUAUCAAGUAUGAUUUGGAGCAGAAAAAUCUAGAAGCGAGUGGACAGAAUCAAACACCAGAACCUUCAGGACCUGAGAGAUUGCACAGUGCUAGCACCUUUUCAUCAAGGAUAAGAUCGAAAUGCCCUCAAAGUGCCCCAGUCAGUUGUAACAGAGAUUGUCAAAGAAGAAAACCCUUAGGUUCUCGUAAUGUCCAUUCUGCGCCGAGCAUAGGUCACCGGAAACCAGAAACGAACACCGCUGAACACUAUAAAAGAUCAUGUUCAUGUGUAAGAGUGGUGGAAAAGAAACAAGAUGUUAUCUCAAAAGAAAAGAUUCCUUCGUCUAAUAGUAAUUUAAUCAAAGUUCCUCAGCAGCAAGCCAUAAAGAAGUGUGAUCCAGUGUCACUGUAUCACCAUUACACAUCAUUGUGGGCCAAGUAUAAGCCCAAUGUGCCCGGUGAAAAUAAUUGGUCCGAUUUGAGAUGGAAUGUCAGACAAAAAAUGGCUGGAAAUGUACCUAAACCUGUAGUUAGUAAAGUUCCUGAAGGUCAAAAUCUUGACAAAAAAAGUUCAUUGAAGAAAUGAACAAAAUGCAGUUUCAAGCUAAUAAUGUGCUAUCAAUUCGACAAUAAUUAAUGCAGGUGCUUGGUUUCUGUAUAAAAUAAAAUCACUCAAAUAUCA